GGAGGACGCUCGCGGGCCCCCCAGCUAACCCCCGCUGUAGGCUUAAAUCUCCUACCAUGGGGGAAGAAGGCGGCGGCCGCAGCUGUGGGACCACUAGGGAGCUGCAGAAGCUGAAGCAGCAGGCGAUGGAGUACUACCGGGAGAACGACGUUCCGCGCAGGCUGGAAGAGCUGCUCAACUCCACCUUCUACCUCCAGCCUGCCGAUGUCUACGGGCACCUGGCAAACUGCUUUUCUAAACUUGCAAAGCCUCCCACCAUAUGCAAAGUCGUGGGGAAAAAUGUGCUGGAUGGACUGGGGCUUCCAACACUACAAGUGGAAAUAUUCUGCACCAUUCAAAAUUUUCCCAAGAAUAUAUGUUCUGUGGUGAUCUCAACUCACUUCGAAGUCCAUGAGAACGCUUUACCCGAGCUAGCUGAAGCAGAGGAAUUAGAAAGGUCAGAUGCCGUCAGCACUGCGGUGCGGUGGGUCAACGAAACCAUCACCGAGGAGCUUCAGGGCUUAGCUCCUUCCAACCAGGCUGAGGUGGAUCAGGUGCUCAGGACAUUCUUUGAAAGUAAAGUACAAGAAGAUAAGGAGAGAAAAGAAUUGGAAAAGAGCCUGGAAGACUCCACAGUGCCUACAUCUUCACCUCUAACACCACCACUGCCUCCUCCACCUCCAGCCAAAAAAAAAGGACAAAAGCAAGGGAGGAAGGAUACUCUUACAGAAAAACCAGUUAUACCCCCAGAACCUGUUGAACCCAUACUCUGUGGCAGCAUGGCCAUAGGAGCUGUGUCACUGGCUGUUGCCAAAACCAGUGCCGUGCUGGGCAGUAAUCCUCUAUACUUAAAUAUUGCACUGCUGAAGCACCACCAGGAGCAGCCGGCAAAGCUAACUAUACCUCUCCUGAUGGUAUCUCUGGUCAGCUGUGGGAAGUCAUCACCUGGCAAGCUGAAUUUAAUGAAAGAAGUGAUUGGUAUACCCCAUCCUGGACUAACAGCUAAACAAGGUGUGGACAUGCUUCUGGAAAUUCAGAAACACAUUAACCAAGCAAUUGAAAUGUCCCCUCCUCCAAAACCAGAGACAAGAAAAAGUCAAAAUGGAGGCAAAAGAGGUCAACAGCAGAUCACCGGCAAGAUGUCCCAUCUUGGCUGUUUAACCAUUAAUUAUGACACCAUAGAGCAGCCACUGCUCCUAAUACAAGGAAUCUGUGCGAACCUGGGGCUAGAAAUGGGAACGAAUCUCCACCUAGCCAUCAACUGUGCUGCACAUGAACUGAUGGACUAUAGUAAAGGAAAGUAUGAAGUGAUGAUGGGAACCUACAAAAAUGCAGCUGAGAUGGUUGACCUGUAUGUGGAGCUGAUCAACAAGUUCCCUUCAAUUAUUGCCUUAAUUGAUCCUUUCAGGAAGGAGGACUCUGAACAGUGGGACAGCAUCUACAAUGCUCUUGGCUCCAAGUGUUACAUAAUUGCAGGCACCGCAUCCAAAAGCAUCUCUAAACUUCUAGAGGAUGGGAACGUCGGCAUCCUCAGAUGCAGCGGGCUGAUCGUAAAACACACAAAUCAAACUACGAUGUCCGACUUGGUGGAAGUGACCAAUCUUAUUGACAGUAAGAAGCACAUCGCUGUCUUUGGAAGUGCAGAAGCAGAGUCGUCUGAUGACAGCCUUGUCGAUUUGGCCGUUGGACUUGGUGUCCGGUUUAUCAAGUUGGGAGGUCUUUCUCGUGGCGAACGGGUGACUAAGUACAAUCGCCUCUUUACUAUAGAGGAAGAACUUGUCCAGAAUGGAACACUGGGUUUCAAUGAAGAACACACAUUUUUCUACUUGAAUGAGGAAGCCGAAAAGGCUGCCGUGGCUGGUGAGCUUCCUGAGCCCCCGGAGCCCAUCUUCGCCACAGAAGUUGUGGAGGAAUCAGCCAAAACAUGAGUGUCUUCCAGACGUGCUGCACACGCCCCAGCUGACAGACACACCACUGUAUUAUUAGACUGGGAGCUCUCAAGUGU
Aethalodelphis obliquidens (Pacific white-sided dolphin) is the source of this 1984-nucleotide messenger RNA. It is a transcript of the gene ENO4, whose product is annotated as enolase 4. The transcript has 14 exons. Gene Ontology annotation, molecular function: phosphopyruvate hydratase activity; magnesium ion binding. The record is from RefSeq and is a predicted model, not a curated record. The coding region runs from base 57 to 1907 and encodes 616 amino acids. Lineage: Eukaryota; Metazoa; Chordata; Mammalia; Artiodactyla; Delphinidae. Gene Ontology annotation, cellular component: phosphopyruvate hydratase complex. Gene Ontology annotation, biological process: glycolytic process.